GGGCACCACACGAAGCCGGAGCCCCCGCCGAGCCGGGCCGGGCCCCAGGGAGCCCUUCACGGCCGCUGAGGGAGGUGGCGGAGCAGCGGAGGCCGCUCCCCGCCCGCUCCUUCCCGUUCCGGUGCCCUUGAGGGGGGAGACGCAAGAUGGCGGCGGCGGCGCUGCUGCGGGCCGGGCUGGGGGGGGGCCGCGGAGCGCGGACGGCUCUCCUCACCAGGAGCCUCCUCCUCCUCCGCCGCCGCCCGGGGGUGCUGCCGGCACUCGCCUCAGCCGCUCCGAUCCGGGGGAGCCACGGGCAGCAGGGUCACGGCGGCUCCAAGGCUGCGUCCUUGCACUGGACAAGCGAGCGAGCUGUCAGUGUCCUCUUGCUGGGCCUCCUCCCCGCAGCCUACCUAUGCCCUGGACCGGCCGUGGACUACUCCCUGGCUGCAGCCCUCACUCUCCACGGCCACUGGGGUCUUGGACAGGUUAUAACUGACUACGUCCAUGGAGAGACACCCAUUAAAGUGGCCAAUACAGGUCUGUACAUUCUGUCGGCCGUGACCUUCGCUGGCCUCUGCUACUUUAACUAUAACGACGUCGGUAUCUGCAAGGCUGUUGCCAUGCUGUGGAGCCUCUGAGGUGCGACAAGACUCUGACAAACACAAUUGUUCAUUGCUGCCUUCGCUUUACCAUAUUUUUACUGAUGUGUUUGAGAUGAGAAAUGAAUAACCAAGAGUCUGUAGUAUGUAAAUUCUGCAGCCACUUCAUCAUUUUUUUUGAUUUAUUGCAAGAGCAUUAAAAAUCUUAGAAAGGAAGUAGAAGAUACAAAGUGGAUAAUGUCCAGGUGAGAGUGAGUAGAUUAAAGCUGCACUGCAAAUUUGGAGUAAUUAAGUAUAUCAAAGAUGGAAAGUAUAGCUGAAGAUAACUUUCAUUAUAAUGGCAGCUUUCCAUGACUGGUUUUCUAAAAUAGUCUCCUGCUUUGUAAAGCAAACUUGGUGAAAAUUGAACUGUUAUUUCUGACAUCACAACUGAACUGUAUGUAAGGCACUCCCUGUCAUUCUUUUGAUCCUGAGAGUUGAGGUAGAAAAGGAAAUACUUUUUUCUUAAUCCAUACAAUAAAGAAUUUACAGAAAUUGCA
Messenger RNA from Anas platyrhynchos (mallard), 1120 nucleotides. RefSeq names its product succinate dehydrogenase complex subunit D (gene SDHD). Gene Ontology annotation, cellular component: mitochondrial envelope; membrane; respiratory chain complex II (succinate dehydrogenase). Gene Ontology annotation, biological process: mitochondrial electron transport, succinate to ubiquinone; tricarboxylic acid cycle. NCBI's taxonomy places the organism in Eukaryota, Metazoa, Chordata, Aves, Anseriformes, Anatidae. Gene Ontology annotation, molecular function: ubiquinone binding; heme binding. The record is from RefSeq and is a predicted model, not a curated record.